Messenger RNA from Lepus europaeus (European hare), 5968 nucleotides. It is a transcript of the gene ZBTB16, whose product is annotated as zinc finger and BTB domain containing 16. Gene Ontology annotation, molecular function: DNA-binding transcription factor activity, RNA polymerase II-specific; RNA polymerase II cis-regulatory region sequence-specific DNA binding; protein binding. NCBI's taxonomy places the organism in Eukaryota, Metazoa, Chordata, Mammalia, Lagomorpha, Leporidae. Gene Ontology annotation, biological process: regulation of transcription by RNA polymerase II. Bases 366 to 2387 code for a protein of 673 amino acids. The record is from RefSeq and is a predicted model, not a curated record. The transcript has 7 exons.
ACUAAAGAUGGAGAGGCGCCGGGGCCUCGCAGGGGAGGGGGCUCGGCGUUGACGUGAGACGCGGCGGAGGCGCCGCAGCCGGUGGUGAUUUGCUAACCUCGCAGCACACAGGAGUUGAGGGCGAUGAGAGCGGGUACUGCGAACUGCCGGGCGAUGCCGCCGCUGCCGCCUUGAUCCCGAGAGCAACAGUUCCUCCAGCAACACCCCUCCCCGACGCAGGCACACACCCCCCGGCAGGCCCGCACGCCCACCCCACGGCGCCCGGCUCGGCAGCGUCUCCUGCAUCGGCCCAGGAAACCUACCCUGCCCCGCCACGCAGAGCACAGACGGAAGGGGAGCCUCAUGCCUGAGCCGCGGGCAGCGCCAUGGAUCUGACGAAGAUGGGCAUGAUCCAGCUGCAGAACCCCAGCCACCCCACGGGGCUGCUGUGCAAGGCCAACCAGAUGCGGCUGGCUGGGACGCUGUGUGAUGUUGUCAUCAUGGUGGACAGCCAGGAGUUCCACGCCCACCGGACGGUGCUGGCCUGCACCAGCAAGAUGUUUGAGAUCCUCUUCCACCGCAACAGCCAGCACUAUACUCUGGACUUCCUCUCGCCAAAGACCUUCCAGCAGAUUCUGGAGUAUGCCUACACGGCCACGCUGCAGGCCAAGGCGGAGGACCUGGACGACCUGCUCUAUGCGGCCGAGAUCCUGGAGAUCGAGUACCUGGAGGAGCAGUGCCUGAAGAUCUUGGAGACCAUCCAGGCCUCAGAUGACAACGACACGGAGGCCACGAUGGCUGACGGCGGGGCUGAGGAGGAAGAGGACCGCAAGGCUCGGUGCCUCAAGAACAUCUUCAUCUCGAAGCAUUCCAGCGAGGAGAGUGGGUACGCCAGUGUGGCUGGACAGAGCCUCGCUGGGCCCCUGGUGGACCAGAGCCCUUCCGUCUCCACCUCAUUUGGGCUUUCAGCCAUGAGUCCCACCAAAGCUGCCGUGGACAGUCUGAUGACCAUAGGACAGUCUCUCCUGCAGGGGACGCUUCAGCCACCUGCGGGACCCGAGGAGCCGACAUUGGCUGGGGGUGGCCGGCACCCUGGUGUGGCCGAGGUGAAGACGGAGAUGAUGCAGGUAGACGAGGUACCUGGCCAGGACAGCCCUGGGCUAGUCGAAUCCAGCGUCUCGGGAGGACUGGGGGACAAAGUUGAGGAAAGGAGCAAAGAGGGCCCUGGGACCCCAACUCGCAGCAGCGUCAUCACCAGUGCCAGGGAGCUGCACUACGGGCGGGAGGAGAGCGCCGAGCAGCUGCCACCCCCGGCUGAGGCUGGCCAAGGCCCCCCGGGCCGCCCGGAGCACCCAGCACCCCCUGCGGAGAAGCACCUGGGCAUCUACUCGGUGUUGCCCAACCACAAGGCUGACGCCGUGUUGAGCAUGCCGGCGUCGGUGACCUCUGGGCUCCACGUGCAGCCUGCGCUGGCCGUCUCCAUGGACUUCAGCACCUACGGGGGUCUGCUGCCCCAGGGCUUCAUCCAGAGGGAGCUUUUCAGCAAGCUGGGCGAGCUGGCGGUGGGCAUGAAGUCGGAGAGCCGGAGCAUGGGCGAGCAGUGUAGCGUGUGUGGGGUUGAGCUCCCUGACAACGAGGCUGUGGAGCAGCACAGGAAGCUGCACAGUGGGAUGAAGACGUACGGGUGUGAGCUCUGCGGAAAGCGGUUCCUGGAUAGUUUGCGCCUGAGAAUGCACUUACUGGCUCAUUCAGCGGGUGCCAAAGCCUUUGUCUGCGAUCAGUGCGGAGCCCAGUUUUCCAAGGAGGAUGCCCUGGAGACGCACAGGCAGACCCACACCGGCACAGACAUGGCCGUCUUCUGUCUGCUGUGCGGGAAGCGCUUCCAGGCACAGAGCGCGCUCCAGCAGCACAUGGAGGUCCACGCGGGCGUGCGCAGCUACAUCUGCAGCGAGUGCAACCGCACCUUCCCUAGCCACACGGCCCUGAAACGCCACCUGCGCUCACACACAGGCGACCACCCGUACGAGUGCGAGUUCUGUGGCAGCUGCUUCCGGGAUGAGAGCACACUCAAGAGCCACAAGCGCAUCCACACGGGCGAGAAGCCCUACGAGUGCAACGGCUGUGGCAAGAAGUUCAGCCUCAAGCACCAGCUGGAGACGCACUACAGGGUGCACACAGGUGAGAAGCCCUUUGAGUGCAAGCUGUGCCACCAGCGCUCCCGGGACUACUCGGCCAUGAUCAAGCACCUGCGCACGCACAACGGCGCCUCGCCCUACCAGUGCACCAUCUGCACGGAGUACUGCCCCAGCCUCUCCUCCAUGCAGAAGCACAUGAAAGGCCACAAGCCCGAGGAGAUCCCGCCCGACUGGAGGAUAGAGAAGACGUACCUCUAUCUGUGCUACGUGUGAGGUGGCGCCUGGGGCCGGGGCAGGAGCGCGGGGCGACGUGGAGGAAGCACUGUGCGCAAAGACACAAAUGGAAAAGGGAAAAAGGAGAGAAGAGAAAGAAAUCGAAAAGCUGGUGGGCCUUGGGUUCUCCCUGAGGCUCUGGAGCCUGGGAUGCUACGCCAUUGCCCCUUCCCCCUCCUUUCCUGGGCCUGAUUUUCUUGGGAGGGGUAGGGCGGGGGUGGUUUUGCUCACUCAGAUGGAGGCAGCCUUUCCCUCUCUCUCUACUCAGACCCGCCUCUUGUGUCCAGAAGUGGAGGCGGGGGACAGGGGAGAGGGCCUCUGGUCCCAGUCUGCAUGCCCUCCUCCCACUGCCUCUGAGGCCGAGGGAGGGGAGCAGCAGACACAAGGCUGAGCUGGCGGGGCAGGGCUGGGCCUUGGUCGACACUCAUGAUGGCAGCUCUGGCUUCCCAGUGGCUGAUGGGACAGGGGAAGAGCCCCUGGCUCGUCCCAGCACUCAACUUUCACCUGUUGCUUUCCCCGCCUGCCACCCCUGAGCAUCCCCUCCUGGCCUCCCAAGAACCCCGAGGCUCUGGGCUGAGCUCCUCAUGCCCUGCCGGCAGUCAGGACCUGGGGGCGCUCUGGGCACCUCCUGGCUCUGACUCUCGGAGGCACUGUCUUCCUUCGCCUGUGUCCUGGUUGAGGAGCUGCCCCUGCCUUUGCUUUUGAGAACACAGAAUGGGAAGGGAUGGAACAGCCUAGCCCGGUCAAGCCCCUUUGUCCAUCACAAGGGAGAUUCCCGCCAAGCUGCUUUUUGCUUCCAAAAUGGAAAAUCGUAACCACCGAGUGUAUAGUUCCCCACCAUGCAAACAAACAGUCCCUCCAACCCUCUUCAGUUGCUAGGGGAAAGAGUCCAAGAAAGACUCAUUGUCCAGGGGGAGCCAUGGGGGUGUCUUUGUCCAGAUGGGCCCUACACCUGCGCACGGGAACAGACUGAACUGUUGGGCUGCAUCAGGGACCCCCUCAACGUGGGGACCGGGGUCCCCCAGACCUAGUGAGGCCCUGGGGACUCCCAGGUGCAGACAGCAGCACAGAAGCCCAGCUCCAGGGCCCCUCAGUCCACGGGGUUGGGCUUGGGGUGGGGGUGAGGGAGGAGUGGAAAGUGUUUUGGCCUUGUGUCAUGUUUUGCUUCUUUUCUGUGUCCCCUGUCAGCACAUUGUACUUGAAUUACCUCAGUUUUUUGUGACCUCAUGAGCUUUUUUCACCCCCUGCUUUUUUUUUUUUUUUUGGUUGGGGGGUUGGAGGAACGGGGUGGGUGUCCUUUUCUGUUUCUUGUGUAAAUCAAUAGUUUAUAGACUUCAGCUGGCCUGGGCCUCCCAGCCACAAGGCGCUGUAUGGAGGAGUCAAGUGCUCAGGAUCUGAAUGGGAGGGUGGGCGCAGGGGAUGGUGCCCCGGGGUCUCGCUGCCCCCACGGGGGCCUCCAUCCUAGGCUCUUAAAGCUUCAGUGCCCUGUAGGAGUUCAGCCCAAAACACUCAGGAGAAAAUCCCACCUUUCUUUCCACCACUCUGCUGGGCCAGCCAGCUUGGAGGGCUCGCCCACUUGUGUCCACAGCCACUGCCACAGAGCCUCUAGGUUUCUGUGGCUGGUCUGGGGGCGAGCCAGCUUUUAGUUCUGUUGUGUUGGGGUGGAGGUGUGGUUUCUCCAAAAGCUACCUCUUGUGUUCAUCCAAGUGUUCUUUUGUCCCCCGUUGGCUGCUCUGCUCCCCGCCUUUGCCCCGCCCCCUCGGAGUGUGGGAAAGCACGUUUGUGAUCUCCCAGUCGGCUUUGGGACGAUGCUCUGUUACAUCUCAUGCCCUAUGUGUAAGGAGUUUGACUUGUGUUCUUUUUCUUUCCUUUCUCUUUCUGAGAAAGUUGUGGCUGCGUUUGGAUCUUAGGUUUUAGGAAGUGGUUUGUGGGGAGCAGGGUGGUGAAGGAGCACAUGGAGGUCAGAGGGGUGGGUGCUGCUGAGACCACCCUCCCCUGCCCCCCCCCCCCCGUCUUGUCUAUCGAAUCUGAAGGCCUUAAAAACCGUGUGGGAGGGGCAGUGGACCUGGGGGGUGGGGUGGGGGCUGUGUCACUAGACUGGGUUAGGCAGGUAAGGUAGGGAGUAACUGUGACUUUGUGCUUUGAAAAGGACAAGAGAUUCACCUGUCAUGUUGAGAAUGUGAAAAGAGCAGGAUCACUGGGGGAGCGGCCAGGUAAGAAACCACUGUGCACUGUGGCUUUCUUGUCCCUCCUUCAUGGGCCUUCAAGGCAUCUGGAAAUUCCAGAAAACAGUAUUUUUAAUGGCAAGAUGUCAUUCAGCAUUGGAAGGGAAAUUAAAAAAAAAGAUAAUCCAACUAUUCCUUAGAACUAGCUGGCCCUUCUCUCCCCGACCCUUCCCACUCAGCCUGGCUUCCCCCUGCCCCUGGUCACAGAAGCUAAGAGGGGUGAGCUUCUCUUUACAAAUUGUAAUAUUUUUGUAAUAUUUGUUCUUCCAUCAGUUCUACAGGACCUGGCCCUUCCCUUUUGUAAUGUGAAUAGGGAAAAAAAAAUCCACACCACCACCACAGCGUCCCUGUGUAUGCACGUGUGUGUGUGCUUUGUGUGUGUGGCCAAUCACGCAGUGGUGCCUCGACCUGGUCUUGCAGCAUUAGACGGUACUAGGUCAGCACCUGCCUGCCUCUCCCGGUUUGGAGGUGGAGUGGGGGGAAUCGUGUCUGAGGGAUGCUGGACAAGCCCAUCCCUGUUCUUACUGCACAGUCUGCUCUGCUCCCACCAAGCCCCAAGUCACCCUGAGGAGGGAGGCUCCAGUCUCCCUCUACCCCAGUUUCCUACCCACAAAGAUAAAACAGUUCAAAAGUUGGCAAGGGCUUCCUGGCCGGGAAAGCAGCCGUCCUGGGGCUGUGGCGGUGGCUGGAGUUCAGGAGGGGGCGGAGGGUGCUCCUUCCCCAGGUGAGCUCAGUAUCUGCUCUCCCCGCUUCUCUCUGCCCCUGGCUCCUUGGGCCACCUGGCUGCCUUUAGCUGACCACUCCGCUUACUCCUGCCUUACCCAGCACAGUGACGCUUGCGCAGCCUGGGCAGUCCCAGUUGUUAAUAGUCCCCUCCGUGUGCAAACCUGGCCCUUCAUACCUGCGGUGAGUGAUCCCUCACCCCUGUGCUUUUCCCCUCUUUAUUCAUUCAAAGCAUUAAAAUCCUAUGUGUAUAUAGGAUAGACAAAUAUAUAUAGAGAGAUAUAUAUAGCAAGAGAGAGAUAUAAAAUAGUAACUAUCAUUGCUGCUUUGGGCUGCUUUGGAGGAGGCUACGAGUAUGGGGAAGGCAGAGAUGGGGCACAGCGGUGGAGCAGGAGGCUGGGGGGACCCAGCGUUCCGUACAAUCCAGGGAUGCAACACGGGCUUGUUUGAUUUUUGUGCCUGAACAGUUUUUCCCAUGUUGAGAAAAAAAGGAAAAAAAAAAACUGCUGCAAUUUUUCACAAGUGUAUAGCCCUUCUCUCGAGGCUGCUGGCGUAACUACUGCAGGUGGGCAGGAGAAGACGUGGGCUUGUCUCCUAGGGCAAGGGGCACAGGUGCGGGAGGCCUUUGGACUC